Molecule: messenger RNA, 2223 nt
Organism: Dama dama (fallow deer)
Lineage: Eukaryota; Metazoa; Chordata; Mammalia; Artiodactyla; Cervidae
Gene: TXNIP
Product: thioredoxin interacting protein
Exons: 8
Coding region: 270-1445 (391 amino acids)
Biological process (GO): protein transport
Cellular component (GO): cytoplasm
Molecular function (GO): ubiquitin protein ligase binding
Source: RefSeq, a predicted model, not a curated record
GCCUUUCGUCUUCUGCGGUGGAGCUCGUGAAGCCUUCUCGCUGAGAUCUGGAGCUUUCCUCCAGCUGUUAGAGGGAAAACAAAGAAAAGAAAGCUUAUUUUUCUCUUGCAAUCUCUUGAUAUAAUUCGCGGCUUACAUUUUUGGGUGGACGUGUUUUCGAAAAUUUAGUAGAGAAGUGAAAAGUGAAAAAGUUUUAACUUAACAGCAAAGGAUCCUUUGAGAGUUUUGUUUUGUCCUCAUUUUUAACUCUUAAGCAAACCCAGCCCAACAUGGUGAUGUUCAAGAAGAUCAAGUCUUUCGAGGUGGUCUUUAACGACCCGGAAAAGGUGUACGGCAGUGGGGAGAAGGUGGCUGGCCGGGUGAUAGUGGAAGUGUGUGAAGUCACUCGAGUCAAAGCUGUCAGGAUCCUGGCUUGCGGAGUGGCCAAAGUCCUGUGGAUGCAGGGAUCCCAGCAGUGCAAGCAGACGUUGGACUACCUACGCUACGAAGACACGCUUCUCCUGGAGGACCAACCAGCUGGUGAGAGUGAGAUGGUGAUCAUGAGACCUGGAAACAAAUAUGAAUACAAGUUCGGCUUUGAACUUCCUCAGGGGCCUCUGGGAACAUCUUUCAAAGGAAAAUACGGGUGUGUGGACUACUGGGUGAAGGCUUUUCUUGAUCGCCCCAGCCAGCCAACUCAAGAGACAAAGAAGAACUUUGAAGUGAUGGAUCUAGUGGAUGUCAAUACUCCUGAUUUACUGGAACCUGUGUCAGCUAAAAAGGAGAAGAAAGUUUCCUGCAUGUUCAUACCUGAUGGGCGGGUGUCUGUCUCUGCACGAAUUGACAGAAAAGGAUUCUGUGAAGGUGAUGAGAUUAACAUCCAUGCUGAUUUUGAGAAUACAUGUUCCCGUAUCGUGAUCCCCAAAGCUGCCAUUGUAGCCCGCCACACUUACCUUGCCAAUGGCCAAACCAAGGUGCUGACGCAGAAGUUGUCAUCAGUCAGAGGCAAUCAUAUUAUUUCUGGAACCUGUGCAUCAUGGCGUGGCAAGAGCCUUCGGGUGCAGAAGAUCAGGCCUUCUAUCUUGGGCUGCAAUAUCCUGCGAGUUGAAUACUCCUUACUGAUCUACGUUAGCGUCCCUGGCUCCAAGAAAGUCAUUCUUGACCUGCCUCUGGUUAUUGGCAGCAGGUCAGGCCUCAGCAGCCGGACGUCCAGCAUGGCCAGCCAGACCAGCUCUGAGAUGAGUUGGGUAGACCUGAACAUCCCAGAUACCCCAGAAGCUCCUCCUUGCUAUAUGGAUAGCAUUGCUGAAGAUCACCGGUUGGAGAGCCCCACUACUCCUCUGCUAGAUGACACAGAUGGUUCUCAAGACAGCCCUAUUUUUAUGUAUGCUCCAGAGUUCAGGUUCAUGCCACCACCUACUUAUUCUGAGGUUGAUCCCUGCAUCCUGAACAACAAUGUGCAGUGAGCGUGCGGAAGAAAAGAAGCAGUUGUACCUACCUGUUUCUUUUUAGCUCUCUUCCUGGACUCUUUAAUUUUUUAGAGACUCAACAGUCUCCACAGUGGGGUACAGGUCCACCCCAGCCUCUGACUCUCCAGUGUAGGAGGUGAUCUGCAGGCAAUCUCCUGGGCCUUAAAGGGUGCGCACUCAUCCUCAGCCAGCGAGAUGAUGUGAUAGAGUUUUUUGCUAGAUGGGUUUAAAAACACAUUAGAAAAAAAAUUAAGGCCCAUCCCAUUUUCUUGAAUCUCUUUGAAAAUUGAGGCAUUUUCAGUAAUUUUGAGUAAGGGGUAGAAAUGGCAUCCUGGAAUGGUGUUCCCACGGUUGAAUGGAGGGGAUUAUAUAAUAGAUAUUGUUAUAACAAUAGAUCUUGAACCUCUGCCAUGUGGAGGAGAGCCCAUUUAGAAAACUAAGAAAGUGAAAAGAAAAAAUGGUCAUGGCCAAAACUUUGGGAAAAGGAUGUUCUUAAAACCAUUGUUCCCCAUUGUUUGUACACUUACAGAAAAAAAAGAAAAGCCCUCCGGAAUUGACUGGGUUUGGACUUUGGAGCAAGCUUCCCCUGUGAAUUAAAGGGGAGGAACUCUUAAGUUUCUUUGUUUAGAAAGUAGUUUUAAUCAGUCAUAAAGCAGUAGUAAUUGUGCCCCACCAGAGGUCUUAAAAGCCAUUUUUAGAGCCUAUUGCACUGUGCACUGUGUUCUCCUGUUGGCAAACAUUUUUAUGUGGGAGAAUGUUUUUUUUUUUUUUUUUU